This is a messenger RNA of Rotaria sp. Silwood2, 270 nucleotides long. Lineage: Eukaryota; Metazoa; Rotifera; Eurotatoria; Philodinida; Philodinidae. The record is from the annotation of a GenBank genome assembly.
AUGGCUCAAUUAAUUGGAUAUAAUCAUAUAUUAUCUACUGUUUACCAUCCACAAAGUAAUGGAAUGGAUGAACGUUUUAAUGCCACCUUUGUACCUCAAUUGGCCAAACUUCAUGAUCGUGAGAACAACAAUUGGGACGGAUAUUUACAAUCAGUAGUAUUCGCGUACAAUACAGGUGUUCACGCAAAUACACAAUAUUCUUCAUUUCAAUUACAAUUUGGUCGUGAACCACGUAUGCCUACAGAUACAACAUCAAAUUAUGUGUUUUAA